Messenger RNA from Rattus rattus (black rat), 144 nucleotides. RefSeq names its product short transmembrane mitochondrial protein 1-like. The record is from RefSeq and is a predicted model, not a curated record. The transcript has a single exon. Lineage: Eukaryota; Metazoa; Chordata; Mammalia; Rodentia; Muridae. Bases 1 to 144 code for a protein of 47 amino acids.
AUGCUCCAGUUCCUGCUUGGAUUUACUUUGGACAAUGUGGUUGGAAUGCAUAUGGCUCAGAACUAUGACGUGCCGAACCUGGCUAAAAAACUCGAAGAGAUUAAAAAGGACCUGGAAGCCAAAAAGCAGCCCCCGAGUUCCUGA